AAUUUUCCGUCUUUUUCUCUCUCACUCGUUGACUCGCUGUAGUCUGUAACUUAACUCUGUAGUGUACAAAACUGAUACGUUUACAAGUUAAGUACAACUGUAUACAACCUUCAAUAAACGUCUCCUUAUGUUUUUUAUACAAUUAACUUUACUUUAGCGACAAUUGAAGUGGGUAUAGAAGUGAAGUACCUAUAAACAUUAUACACGGUUGAACCGUAUAUUUUGUAUCAUAUCCAAUAAAUGCACGUCAUCAGUAGGAUUUCUCAAGUGUCAACCAUACUUGGUACUUGGUGUACUUAAUUAUCAUUUGCAGAGAGAGAGAUAAGCAGUGUAUAAGCACUCUACAUCCCACCACCUUCUUGCUCACUUUGUUGUGUUAAUUGUUGUUGCUCUUGGAUUAGAUAUGGCAUUUAAGGUACUGCCGAGCUGUCGCAAAUUCCAUACCUACGUGAACAAGGACUCGGUAAAAAUCAUAACUCACAAGUUCAAGUGCAUUGGUGCUGGAUUGAUAGGCGCGGGUGUGGUGGUUUAUACGACAACACGAUGUCGGCUCCACGCAGCUCAGCCUGUCCUCGAUACAAGCCAUUUUAUGACAGAACCAAUCACCAGUGUGGACCACUUGCAGAAGAACAAAAACGACAUGAAGACGAAAAUGGAGCUGAUGAUAAUGAAAAUUCAAUCAGACUUCAUCAAGGCUUUAGAGUCCGAAGAGGAGGACGGUACCAAAUUCAAGGUUGACAGGUGGACGAGGAAGGAAGGCGGUGGAGGUGUCACUUGCGUUCUUCAGGAUGGAACUGUCUUUGAAAAGGCCGGGGUGAACGUCUCUGUGGUUACGGGUACUCUGCCCUCCAGUGCUGUGCAACAAAUGAGAGCUAGGGGCAAGAACAUGGACGAAGGCAACCUGCCGUUUUUUGCUGCUGGUAUAAGUUCUGUCAUCCAUCCGAGGAAUCCUAUGGUACCAACAAUUCACUUCAACUACAGGUACUUUGAAGUUAAAAACAAGGACGGCUCGACACAGUGGUGGUUUGGCGGUGGCACCGACUUGACUCCCUAUUACUUCAACGAAGACGACGCCAAGCAUUUCCACGGAACGCUACAUCAAGCCUGUAAAAAACACGAUCCCGGCUACUACGCGAAAUUUAAGAAAUGGUGCGACGAUUACUUUUUCAUAACCCACAGAGGCGAGAGACGCGGCGUCGGUGGUAUAUUUUUCGACGAUCUGGACACGCCCGACCAAGAGCGGGCUUUCAAGUUCGUGGAAUCUUGUGCCGAGUCCGUGGUACCGUCUUAUGUGCCUCUUGUGAAUAAACACAAAAACGAUGGGUAUGGGUAUGCCGAGCGUAAGUGGCAGUUGCUAAGAAGAGGCAGAUACGUGGAGUUUAAUUUAAUAUACGACAGGGGAACAAAGUUUGGUCUCUAUACACCUGGUGCGAGGUACGAGAGUAUUCUCAUGUCUUUGCCACUCACGGCUAGGUGGGAGUACAUGCACGAGCCUGAAGCUGAUUCCAGGGAGGGUAAACUGCUCGAGAUCUUGAAGAAUCCUAGGGAUUGGGUUUAAGAGUGUAAAUUAAUAGUGACCGAUGUACACCAGAUGCGAAUGCUAUUUUUCUACUGAUGACUCAAACGUGCAAAGGUCACAAAAAAUUUCAAAGGUAGAAAAACUAUUAUUUUAAUCUGCAUUUACUUAAUUAGGAUGCAAUUACAGGAAUCGUUGGAAUGGAAUUUUUUUUUUUUUUUAUCCACUGUUUCCUAAGUAUUUUAUCUAAUAGAUUUAUGAGACUUGUGCAAAUCUGUAUUUUUAUGAAGCAAAUAACUUGAUUGUUAUUCCAGUGCUACAAGACUUACAUAUUAAAUUGUUGAAAACAAAUUCAUCAAACGAUUGCCGUUAAAAGUGCGCUGUUUACUUUAUGUACUUAAAAAUGUAAAUAUUGUUGAAACGAAAUAUUUUUAUAAUAGACAUUAUAUUGUUAAAGGAGCAGGAUAUUACAAGAGGAAAUAAAUAAUGAAA
This is a messenger RNA of Copidosoma floridanum, 2008 nucleotides long. RefSeq names its product oxygen-dependent coproporphyrinogen-III oxidase (gene Coprox). The record is from RefSeq and is a predicted model, not a curated record. Gene Ontology annotation, molecular function: coproporphyrinogen oxidase activity. Gene Ontology annotation, cellular component: cytoplasm. Lineage: Eukaryota; Metazoa; Arthropoda; Insecta; Hymenoptera; Encyrtidae.